AUGAAUUCCAUUGAAAAGUUGAACAUUUGUGCGUCAAUUGGUUCUCUUUUGUGCAUUUCGAUUUGUGUUUUUCUCUUCUCGACCGUUUUCGAGGAAUGUUUAUUUUUGGAGGAGAAUUUGCAUACGGAAAUGCACAAUAUUCAAAAAAAAUCGGCUCAAAUUGCGUCGAUAAUCGCUGAGAUCAAAGGCUUCGAGAAUAGCGGUGAAGUGAAAACGAGGCGACAAAGACAAAUCGCUCGCUCAGUCUUUCAAAGUUAUCACGGAUAUCCAGCUAAACCGAUCGUUUUCGCAUCGAAAACCCAAGAAAAGCCGUCAACUGAGGACGACUCGUUGAGUGAUGAAUAUCAAGAACAGGGUUUUAUCAGCUACGAAGACGAGCGAAAUAUCGAUUCCGAUGAUCUCGAUACGGGUGAAAUCGAGUACGAAGAUGAGAACGCCUCGACAACAUCCCCGUCAAUUCUCACGACGAUCACCACAAAGUUGACCACAAAGUUGACCACGAUUUUGCCACAAAUGACACAAAAAAUGAUUACGCCAAAGAAGCUGCAUUUGAGAACGAUUUCCAAUUCUAUCAAAACAACGACUGAAAGGAGCACAACAAAGGGGAAAACUCAGAAACCAAAAACGACGAAAGGCUCAACUCCAUCAAAGGCUUUGACCUCAGCAUUGACCAAACGCACACCAACAACGAAAAAUCGUUCCCCUUCAACCACUCCAAUUCCAUUAACUGAUGCCGAUGCACCAAAGAAUCAAAGGUUGAGAAGCAUUCAGAGCUUCCCCACUCCACAGCGAUUGCAAUUCGCAAAUCCGAGCAGCUAUGAAUUCAACCCGAUCGGCCCAACUCGUGGCCCAGUUCCCUCUCGUCGUCCAUUCUACUCAUCGACCACUCCGCCAAGUUAUGGAGAAAGACCGAGAUGCGUAAUGAAACGCGCUGAAGAGUGUCCCCGUGGUGCGCCGGGUCCUCCAGGUGAUCGGGGCACUGAUGGAAGUGAUGGAGAGAAUGGAAGGCAAGGACAGCCGGGCAAUGAUGCUGAUGAUGUGCAGGCUGAGAUGCCAAUCCUGAGUGGGUGUACAAUUUGUCCGCCGGGUCCAACUGGGCGACCCGGUUUGCCAGGGAAGAAAGGCAUUCGUGGUUUGCGUGGAGCGAUGGGUACUUCCGGACUUCCAGGCAGAAAUGGAGCCCCCGGGACACCGGGAAUCUCGGGUCCGGACGGGCCAGACGGGCCAGAUGGUCAGAUCGGUGAACCGGGAAAUGCGGGAAUUGAUGGAACGGCCGGUGUGGGAUUGAGAGGAGAAAAAGGCUUGCAAGGAAAACCGGGAAUGCAAGGAGAACAAGGAGAACAGGGAGGAGAUGGACGAGAGGGAGUGCGGGGUGAAGAGGGUGAACAGGGAGAGAUGGGGCCCCGAGGGAAGCCCGGUUUGGAUGGACAACAAGGAGAAAAAGGAGAAGAGGGAGAGCCCGGCGAGGAUUCGGAGUACUGUCCUUGCCCGCAUCGUGUCUAUUCAAGAGUCGAGCUGUUGCGAUCGCUUAUU
Messenger RNA from Mesorhabditis belari, 1533 nucleotides. NCBI's taxonomy places the organism in Eukaryota, Metazoa, Nematoda, Chromadorea, Rhabditida, Rhabditidae. The record is from the annotation of a GenBank genome assembly.